AUGAAACAAAAGCAAUCGAUUCCCUCCCCUCCCCCACAACCAUUGCCCAUUUACAAUUCCACAUAUCCACCUCCAACCCCAGAUGUAGAAAACAUUGAACCCUUAAAAAUGUCUACCCCAGACCCGCAAACCCACCCACCAACAGACAUCCCAAAACGCAAACCCGUCCCUCCACCACCUCCGCCACCAGCUCCAGCAGCAUUUCCAGCGAUUGACGAGGACAAACUCGAACCCCACCCCCAAACCGCCAAAUGGCCUCCAGCAAAAUGGACCCAACUCCCCCGAAAGAAAAAUCGCCUCAUCCUCACCUCAAUCGCAAUCGCCAUAUGCCUCCUCGCCCUUAUAAUCGGUCUCGCAGUCGGUCUCACCCGGCAUUCAAAUCGAAACCUCCCCCUCCCCACAACCAGCGGCGGCCCGUACACCGGCGACCUAACAUACUACGACCCGGCGCUAGGCUCGUGCGGAAUAACGAGUUCCAAUUCGGACUUGGUCUGUGCGGUAUCGCAUAUUCUCUUUGAUGCUGCGUCGACGGGGUCGAAUCCGAAUGCGAAUCCGCUUUGUGGGAUGAAGGUCAGGGUGAAGAGGGGGGAGGCGAGUGUUGAUGUUACGGUUGUUGAUCGGUGUACGGGAUGUGCUGUGAAGGAUUUGGAUGUCAGUCGGGGGGUUUUUAAGAAGUUGGCGGAUUUGGAUCUGGGACGGGUGAGUGUUGACUGGGCUUGGCUGGAGGAGGCGCCUGUUUCUGUGAGAUGA
Messenger RNA from Aspergillus oryzae RIB40, 750 nucleotides. Its product is annotated as RlpA-like double-psi beta-barrel domain-containing protein. The transcript is spliced from 3 exons. Bases 1 to 750 code for a protein of 249 amino acids. Lineage: Eukaryota; Fungi; Ascomycota; Eurotiomycetes; Eurotiales; Aspergillaceae. The record is from RefSeq and is a predicted model, not a curated record.